GAGAUUCACCGGAGAGGCGGCGGCCAGUGGUGCCGCGGCGACAGAUGAUGCGUGUGCAUCAGGUGCUGAGAAGCAGACGCCUAGACAGGUGCCUGUGGCCAAUGUGGCCCUGUCGACGGGCACGCAAACGCCCUUCAAUCCAAUGUCUGGCGGAUGGUCCAGCAAUAUGUAUGAUGAUUCAGCUAAAUCAUGUCAGCAAAUCUUCUAUUCUAUUGCCGAGCCACAGAAUCCCGUGGGUGGAAAUAUCUUUGAUUCUGUGAUGUCCUCGAGUAGCUCCAUGACGAGUUCCAUGAGCUCAGCGACGAAUUGUGGCAAGAAGGGCGGCAGUGGCUUUGAUGUGGACAACUCCAUGAUAUCACGCUUUGCCAUGCGAAUUGCCUCUAUUCUCGUGAUUAUCCUCCAUGAGGACAUUCUGUUUGAGAGCUCACUGGAUGCACAGCAGUGUUUGCCACUGACGUCGGAGAGUGUGAGCAAGAUGAAGAUGAUGUCAGAGGGAUUGUUCCAGAAGCUGCAGGAUGUGGACUAUGACGGGGAGAACUUCGAGGAGUGUCUCAAUGGUGCGCUGACGGAUCAUCAUCUGCGUCUGUGGCUGGCGCCGGUGAUUGCUGAGGGUGAUGAGCAGAGGAAUAUGAAGGAGAACCUGAUGCAGGUGGCGAUAUCUGUGGCGCGUGGGCAUGUGAAGGAGAUUCUCACCGAUGUGGCUGUGCCUUUGUUAGAUUUCAAUCGGGACGAGUCUUCCGCGGCCAGCGGCCUGGCGUGUCGGCCGGACAUUGUUGUCAAUGUGCACAAAUUGGAGAAGAUUCGCCAUCGUGGUGGCGCCGUGCGCUACUCACUGCCAAUCACAACGAUUAACUGUGUCCUGGCAUCUUGCAACACUGAGAUCGACAUCUCAAUUUAUGAUCGACUGAAAGCGGUGCUAGACGAAACACCCUUCGACGGUGUAUCGUCCAAUGUAGACUAUAGGACAUCUGCCAAGGAGCCAACUCAGACCACCACGACAAUCGUGGUGGCGUCACAGUGUGUGGAUUUGAAGCUGCGCUUCCCCAUUCCUGACCUUCGACCUCUGCACGAUCCACAGCGCGUUCCCUGGUGGCGACGAAAUGUGCGUCCGGACUUCCUUACACUGCGCCUCCAUGGCAUGAAGAUGACAAAUGUGGCAACAUCGGGAUAUAAGGUGGAGGCUCGGGAGAUUCACAUGUUCUAUUGUGAGAACGACAGGGCGCCUAGUAUAGCCAUUGGGCGGGCCUCGCAGCGUCUUGACGCUGAAACGCAAUUGAUUGAUAUUCCAGCGGUGCUAAUUGAGGUGAUUCCCGAGGAGAGUGAUACGAUGAAUCUCCUGGAUCGCCUGGAAAGGGAAUCACCGACGGAAAAUGUGCAGAAGAAACCAAAUCCCACACCGUUUAGCUCAAAGAGAGUCUGUCGCGAGAGUGAUACACCGCACAAGAAGAGUUCCAAUGAUGACACAGAAACACUCAUUAUACCUGGUGACUCGAUGGAAAUGUCCAACUUCUGUGACUUUGCGUACAAGAAUUCUCGCCUGCGGAUAAAAAUCAAUCUGCCACUGGUGAGUCUUCAGCUGCGCUCCAAGCAUCUCUAUGAGAUACUGUACAAUAGAAUCAACUCGGAUCUACUGCUGUGGGAGCCAGCAGCUCGAAGUGCCACUGUGCCACAGCAGACAAUUGACAAUUUUCUCAAUGUCGGCAUGAUGGACUCAAUCUAUGCGCCGGCAACAUCAAUUCGUGCCAUGGCGUCUGACUAUUCGGCCACAAACACUUCGGAAUCGUCGGGAUCGGGUGAGGAUGAGGGCGCCAAUGUCUUCUAUUCAAUGUAUGAUCGGAAGAAGAGUCGCAUGCCGGAGAGACAAGUGAAUGAGGGGACAAAGAGCUGUGACUUGUGCAUUCAGGUGUGCAUCACUGAGGGAUUACUCACGAUGCAGGCGCCUGUGAGGGAUUCGAAGAACCUCGUGAUACCUGAACAAUUUGGCGAGUAUGUGAUAAGGGUGGAUGGAUUGUCGCUGUUCACAGUGAAAGGAUAUUGUGGUAAUGAGAAUUUGGGAUUUGUCUGUCUGGAGGUGAUUGAUGCUGAUCUCUUUCACUGUGGCAUUAUCCCAUCGCCAAGUUCUGAUCCGCCACUCAGAUGGUUUGGCUCACUUUUGCCUGAAUAUCUGCUCAGAACCAUCUAUAGCACACCCAAGGAUCUCACGAUGCAGAAGGCGAAGCGUGACAAGGAGCGUGAAAUGAUCUCUCUUGCAAUUCAGAUUAAGCAUUGUCCGGAGCAACGAUUGAAGCGCAUUCGCGUGGCGGCUGGCAUUGAAUUGGCCACAUUGAGGCACAAUCCAUCGCAAUCGGAACACACAUGGCUGACCGAGUUGCUGGAUAUGUUUGAUGUGGUGGAUUAUCCAGUGCUGGGAUAUACAGUGUCUGGCGUUGUGACUGAGAUGCAUCUUCAUCUGUGGGAUUGCGCUAUUGAUUACCGGCCUAUCUACUUUCCCUAUCGCGCAGUGAUAACACUGGGAAACUUUAUGAUCAGCAGCAACAUCACCACUACAGCUUCUGGAUGCACACUUCGCUUUGUGGCUGAGGAUUGCACACUGUGUCUGGCACCACAGGCAAUUGACGCUCCACCGCCGGAUAUGCUGGAGAGUGAUUAUCCGAAAAUUCACGACAAUUUGCACGGUGACUUCAGAGAUUUGGUGUGUGUGGUGGAAUUGGGACUCUUUGAGAUCUCUCUGAGACUGAAUGAGAAAGCCACAAGCUAUGCGCCAAAAUUCGACAUGAGAGCCGCUCUCAAUGAUGUUCACAUUCGAACAUGUGCAGAUUCAGCGCGAGCUCUUGCCCAACUAAUUUCUUACAUCGCAGCCAAAGGUGAUUUGGAGAAGUUCGACACGGUGCCGGAAGAGAGUUGUGAUUCAACGGGAAAUCUAAGUGAGGCGGAUGCUGAUCUGCUGUCAGUGAAGUCCAGUCAGACAUCUAUUCCUGAAGUUACCCAAACGCAGCAGCAACACGUGAACACACUUAUGGCUGAAGCGAUGCAAGAGAGCGCAAUUGAGGAGUCUGAUUACUCAGAUGAGGAGAUUGAAGCAUUGGGUCCGGGUGUGGAUGUCUUCUUUUUCCCGGAUGAGGCGGCCAAAAUGGGUGUGAGUCCCAAGAAGUCCCUCAAGGAAUCCACUCCGGACAGUGUGAGCAUCACAAGUGGAGAGAUUCGGGAGUUGUAUGAUUUUGAGUCGUCUGUGAUGGGUGGUGGUGCGUCGAACAUUGAUCCGGAGAUUGAUAUUGAGGUGGAGGAGGCACUGCCACAAGUGGCCAAGGAGUUGGGCAGUGUGAGACGUCGUGAUAUAGCAACUCCGUCCAAGAGUCAUCAGCAUAGAGGCAUUGGUCACAUGAGGAACUUGAGUUCGGGCACAGAUGAUGACUUUUGCUUCAUUUCCGAGGAGGAGCGUGUGAUUUUCUGUGGACAGAAUGAGGUGGCAGUGACGGAGGAUCCUAUUAGGAUUGUUGACAAUCACUUUAGUGUGCCAAAUAGGAAGCCAGAUCUUCUGCAGGCGCCUCAUGGCUUCCCCAUGGCUGUCAUUCGGUACACAUUGUGCGAAAUGUCUGUCACAUGGCACAUUUUUGGUGGAUCGGACUUUGCCGUGAAUGCUCCUGUGGCGCCAAAGAGGGACGAAACGCUUGGUGAGGAGGGAAGCUAUGACAACUACAGACUGUCUUAUCUGCCCAUGUCGGAUGUGUACAAAUUCGGAGUGUCGUAUGCUGCUGAGGGCAAGACUAUGACUGAAGGGAGUUUUCGACGACACCAUCAACCGACGGGGAAGUUAACCUGGAAGACUCGUGGAGGUCCUCACAGAAGACACGAUAUUCUGAUGGAGUUUCAGUUGCACAAAGUUCGCUUCUCCCAUGAGGUGUAUCCGAGUGAUCGGGAGCAAGCGUCGAGACAGGUUCUCCUUGUGUCAGAUCUGGAGAUCAAGGAUAAACUCGCUGUGUCGAACAUCAACAAAUUCCUCUACCAUCCCUCGAGUGGCCUGAUAAAGCCUCACCAGUCACGUGCCAAUUUGCUGGUGAUUAAGGCUCUGCAUCUGCGCUCAGAUCUCUCUCUGCCAGCACAGGAGUGUUGUCUGCGUGUCUCCAUGUUGCCGCUGCGGCUCAAUAUUGAUCAGGAUUCACUUCUCUUCCUCGUGGACUUCUUCCAGGAGUUCAGUGGGGUGGACAGUGCUCCUCCUGUGCAGGAAGGUCAGCGUCAAGCGCCACCAUCCAUGUCACCACCGCCCAUCAUGAUGGUGGAUCUGCCGGAGGCGGCACAGGAAUUGCAGGCGCGCAAGAUGGUUUCGGAGAAUCUGAUGCUCCUGAUGGAGGAUGAGGGAGAGAAGUCUACCACACCAACGACAGCGGAUACGGAGGACAAUUCGCCCAUCUACUUCAGGAGUGUCUCCUUCAGUCCUGAAGUGAAGAUCCGCAUUGACUACCAGGGGAAGCGUGUGGAGUUGUCUAGAGGACCACUGGCGGGACUUCUGAUGGGACUUGGGCAGCUGCACUGCUCAGAGAUCCGAUUAAAGCGCAUUUGCCACAAAAAUGGAAUUCUCGGCGUAGACAAGCUACUUAAUUUCCUCCUUCAAGAGUGGCUGCAGGACAUCAAGAGGAAUCAGUUGCCAUCGCUCCUGGGCGGUGUGGGACCAAUGCAUUCAUUCAUACAACUGUUUCAAGGAAUUCGUGACUUGUUUUGGCUGCCAAUUGAGCAAUAUCAGAAGGAUGGACAAAUUGUGCGUGGUUUGCAACGUGGUGCACAGAGUUUCACGGCACGAACAGCAUUGGCUGCUCUUGAAAUUACCACACGCCUCAUACAUUUGCUUCAGAUCACGGCAGAGACGGCUUACGAUAUGGUGUCGCCGGGUCCAACCGUGCGCCGUGUGCGUGGCUACAAGAAGAGCAAGAGGAAGCGCGUGCAGCCACCGCAGGACAUACGCGAGGGUGUGGCGAAUGCAUACCAGAUUGUGCGCGAUGGCAUUGGCGAGACGGUGCACACGAUCAUGGAGGUGGCGGCGCUCGAGCACGACCAGAAGGGCUACACGGGCGCCGUGGGCGCGGUGGUGCGUGAGAUUCCCUCGACAAUGGUGAAGCCCAUCGUGUUGGCCACUCAGGCCACGACCAACGUGUUGGGCGGUGUGCGGAAUCAGCUUGUUCCGGAUGCUCGCAUCGAGGCGCGGGAGAAGUGGAAGGAGGACGAAGACUAACAUUGGCCAAUAUUCCUCUCCACUCACCGCUCUUGGCGAUCUUCUGGGUCACUUUCUAAACUUAUAUCUUACCAUUUUUCAUAUUUUGCCUAUUCUUCUUUCCUUUUGAUGAGUGAAUAUGACGAUAAGAGAAUCAAAAAAAAAACAAGAGAGUCAAUUGCCAAUUUGAUUUGACAUAUAUAUAGAAAGAGAGGGAAUAUAUAUGUAGAUGUGGACUCCUUUAUUUCUAACGCCUUUUAUCUUAGUUAGGAUUUUUAUUGAAUACAAAAUAUUACUAUACAAAAUCAAGAAAAAUGAAGGUCUAUGAAUUUAGUAAGAAAGUGUGAAAAUAUUUCCAGAAAAAAAGGUUUAAAUUACAUUAUUAAGGAGAAAUUAUGCGAGGGAGGAGAAAUGAAGAUAUUUUUGUGAAAAAUUUAACACUUUCCACUCGACAAGAAAUAAUUAAUUUAUCCCUGAGCAGUUGUUUUUUUCUUCCUGUAGAUAUUGUGAGAGACAAAUAGAGCGCAUCUUUAAUUGGAUGAGGUAGUGAUGAUGAUGAUGAUUGAGAAAGAUUAUGUCUUUUUUUUAUAUAUAUAUUUUUUGUGAAUUUAUGCGAUGAUUUAGAAAGAAGAAAAAUCAUUGAUAAAAUUCUGUGAAAAUUAGCAAACAUUUUCAUGAAAAAAUAUUUGAUUUCCAAAUAAAUUUAUUGAAAUGCA
Molecule: messenger RNA, 5919 nt
Organism: Phlebotomus argentipes
Lineage: Eukaryota; Metazoa; Arthropoda; Insecta; Diptera; Psychodidae
Product: autophagy-related protein 2 homolog B-like
Exons: 7
Coding region: 143-5224 (1693 amino acids)
Biological process (GO): autophagy of mitochondrion; piecemeal microautophagy of the nucleus; reticulophagy
Cellular component (GO): extrinsic component of membrane; phagophore assembly site
Molecular function (GO): phosphatidylinositol-3-phosphate binding
Source: RefSeq, a predicted model, not a curated record